Molecule: messenger RNA, 1378 nt
Organism: Cylas formicarius (sweet potato weevil)
Lineage: Eukaryota; Metazoa; Arthropoda; Insecta; Coleoptera; Brentidae
Gene: Nmdmc
Product: bifunctional methylenetetrahydrofolate dehydrogenase/cyclohydrolase, mitochondrial
Exons: 4
Coding region: 287-1282 (331 amino acids)
Biological process (GO): tetrahydrofolate interconversion
Cellular component (GO): mitochondrion
Molecular function (GO): methylenetetrahydrofolate dehydrogenase (NADP+) activity; methenyltetrahydrofolate cyclohydrolase activity; methylenetetrahydrofolate dehydrogenase (NAD+) activity
Source: RefSeq, a predicted model, not a curated record
AACCGGGAAAAUUUGUGCGAGGUAAUUAGUAGAUAUUACCGUCAUUACCGAUGUAAUAACAAAAACUGACGCAUUCUAGGAGAUAACCUAUGACCCUUGCGUCAAUUUGUCGUCACAACCAAUGCCUCCCGCAGAGAUUUAUCUUUUUACAUUAUUGCUCAAUUAAAGAUAUUGACACAGAAAUUUUUUUUAACAGUUUUAAGGAUGUGUCUCAAAAUAAUUCUUUAUGGCACUUACGUCACUAGCUAAAUUCCAGCACUGCAUAACCUAAAGAAAAUGUGGAAAAAUGAUGAUAUUAACAAAAUUCCUGAAAUUUCGCAUAAACACUAUCCAAGUUAAUGAGAAACCUUUUCAAAUUUGCUUGUUUGCAAGGAAAGUGUCAAAAUUGAUCGACGGCAAAAAAAUUGCCCAGGACAUUCAGAAAGAAAUACGGGAUGACAUCGAUCAAUGGGUGAGCCAAGGGCACAGGCCCCCAUGUCUAAUUGCUGUCCUUGUGGGAGAGGAUCCAGCCAGCAAGAAAUAUGUUGAGAAUAAAAUGAUUGCAGCCCAAAAUGUUGGUAUUGUUUCCAGGACUAUUAAUUUGCCAAGCACGAUUUCUGAGCAAGAGAUAAUAUCCCAGAUUUACAAGUUAAACAAAGAUCCGUCAGUUGACGGAAUUCUGGUGCAACUCCCCGUCCCUGAACAUGUGUCUGAAAGGAAUGUUUGCAAUUCCGUUGAUCCCAGAAAAGAUGUAGAUGGUUUUCACAUACUCAACAUGGGGAAAUUAGCAAUAAAUAUGGACACUUUUGUACCCGCUACCGCGCUUGGUGUCAUCGAACUAAUAAAGAGGUCAAACAUUAAGACCUUUGGUAAAAAUAUCGUGGUAUGCGGCCGAUCGAAGAACGUUGGACUCCCCAUUGCACUGCUGCUACAUUCUGAUGCCCGAAAUGAUUGUCCAGGUCUUGAAGCCACCGUCACCCUGUGCCAUAGGCACACGCCUUCCGAGGAACUAGAGUUUUUCGCCAAAAGGGCUGAUAUAAUCAUAUCAGCGACUGGAGUCGUUAAUUUAAUAAAACCAGACAUGGUGAAACCUGGAGCCUGCAUCAUCGAUGUCGGCAUUACGCGAAUCACGACAGAAAGUGGAAAAACUAAACUUGUAGGAGACGUGGAUUUCGAUGGGGUGAGUCAUGUGGCCGGGUACAUAACUCCCGUGCCAGGCGGCGUUGGUCCCAUGACAGUCGCCAUGUUGAUGCACAAUACAUUCAAAGCCGCAAAAGCUUUGGCUAAUGACGUCAUCGUUUAAGUCAACGAUCAUGAAGUAUUCCAUAUUUAUUUUUUACUAUCCCAGUAUUAUAAUAAAUGAAUGUUUUACGAUAUGUUUUAUUAAAAUAUCGUGUGU